Messenger RNA from Myzus persicae (green peach aphid), 480 nucleotides. RefSeq names its product high affinity cationic amino acid transporter 1-like. The record is from RefSeq and is a predicted model, not a curated record. Gene Ontology annotation, biological process: transmembrane transport; amino acid transport. Gene Ontology annotation, cellular component: plasma membrane. NCBI's taxonomy places the organism in Eukaryota, Metazoa, Arthropoda, Insecta, Hemiptera, Aphididae. Gene Ontology annotation, molecular function: amino acid transmembrane transporter activity. The annotation marks the transcript as partial. The transcript is spliced from 3 exons.
GAAUUGUUUUACGUUUUUUUUUUCGUAGUAUUGGUGGCUUGGGGUGUUCGUGAAUCGUCGUUUACCAACAACAUAUUUACCGCACUAAAUCUGAUGACCGUUUGCACCGUGAUUGUCACCGGGUUUUACAAAGCAAAUUACUCAAACUGGUCAAUUCCGAAAAGCGAAAUACCACCAGAAGCAAAAGGCGGCGAGGGCGGAUUCUUACCAUUCGGAUGGGUCGGCGUAGCAGCGGGAGCUGCGAAAUGUUUCUACGGAUUCAUUGGUUUCGAUUCGAUCGCCACUACUGGUGAAGAAACAAAAAAUCCCAAAAGAGACAUACCGCUGGCGAUCGUCGCUUCUCUGUUCCUGAGUACGAUUGCUUAUUGCGGCGUGGCCACCGUUUUAACACUCAUGUGGCCUUACUAUUCGCAGGUAUGGGUUUCGACUUUUUUUUGUUUAACGAUUGAUUGUGUACAAAAAAUAUCGUCCACAAACGGU